Gryllus bimaculatus (two-spotted cricket) is the source of this 1730-nucleotide messenger RNA. NCBI's taxonomy places the organism in Eukaryota, Metazoa, Arthropoda, Insecta, Orthoptera, Gryllidae. The record is from the annotation of a GenBank genome assembly.
AGGGAUAUUUCUUUUAUCGGCGGCUGCGUUGGGAACAGCCGUCGUGUCCGGCGCCGCGCGCAGGGCCGGAGAAAGCGCGUGCUUAGCACGCGCGUGCGAGAGACGCGCCGGAGAAAGGAGCGCCAGUCGGUUAGGAGCUCGCGACUAAAUGGGCGUCCGAGCUGCACGCGAGAUGCGCGCCGCGCUCUCCGCCCGAUAGCAGCGCUCCCGAGGGUGACCACUGCUCCGCAGCGCGCGGGCGACCAUGGCGACAGACAUCGACGAGGUGGACCAGUCGGUGGCUGCCGUCGUUCAAAGACGACAAUAUGGAGUAUACUGUUUUGGGCUGGUCAUAUCCUGCCUCUUGAUCAUAUUAAUUGUAGCUGUUAUAAUAGUGUUACUGUUAGUGGAAGGUGAAGAUGCAAAAAUUAUUCUUCCUGUGUUGCUGGUUCUCCUUGUUGCAAUAGCAAUAGGAUCAUUCUUGUUUAUAAGAUGGCAGCAUCAAAAAGCAGUCAAGAAACGCAACCAAGAAGCCACUGAAUGGAUUCAUCGCACUCUGAGUCAGCAGCAGCUUGCAACGGAAAACACAGAGACAGUAAAAUCAUCAUGGGCGUUUUGGAGGAAACUAUCAGCUGGAAGCAGUAAUGGCCGUCCAAUCCCAACAGCUCCUCCUGAUUCAGCAAACACAUCAAUGUCCACUGGAAGCAAACCUCAAAGUGAGGGCCCACCUGGAUAUCAAGCAGUUUCCACUCGUGAGAUUACAGUGUAAAUGAGCAUAUGCAGAAAACUUUACUUCUAUUUAUCUUUGUUGACUGCCAUCUUCAACCAUGGUAAUUCAAAGACUUGACCAGGAGAGUUGAAAAAUUGAAAACAGUAAAUUAAUUCAUGUGAAUCAAAUGAGAGUGGGUGCCAACUAAUAUCCAAAUUUAUCAAAAUUAAUUCCAAGAAGAUGACACUCUUGGGUAUAUUUAUGUAGACUCAUAAAUCCCAUUUAUAAAAGAAUUUUUCAUAUCAUUAGUGUCCUUUGGAAAAACACUACCUAUACUCUACAAAACGGAGAACUUGUUCAUGUGGAAAUUUGUUGAGAGAUGGCUUGUAAACUGUUGACAUAAGAGACCAAAUAUAUUCUUCACAGAAGACUCAGCAGAAAGUUCAAAUACAGAAAAAUACAUUAAAAAAUAUUUUCUUUGUAAGUGAAAAUUCCUUCUCAACAUACCAUAGCUAAAAUGAGUCAAGAAAUGAGUAAAUAAAGAAUAUUUUGUCAAGAUAUUCUUGUGUAAUAAAAGAACAGGUCUCUGUAGAAACUUCACCUAACAGAACUCUAAUAAAGCUAAUAUUUAAGGCUAACAACUUAAUAUGCAGCCACAUUUUGUGUGAGUGCUUAUAUAAUACUUGUAGUGAAUGCAAGAAGAGAAAAGUGAAAUGGUAUAAGGAGGUAGAAUAUAAAAUAAACAACUCGGAUAACUGUGAUAUUUCUAUAUUCAGUAAACAAAAGUAGGUAGCUUUGUAAUAAUGAAAUAUUUGUAAAUUGCAUUUGUAAAUGAUUGUGAAAAGGCAUUUUAUUACAAAACAUUAUCUUACUCUGAACUGUGGAAAAAAGAAUGUACUUGUUUAGAAACAAACAAUUAUUAUCUCCUAAAAUACACAUGUGAUUUACAGAAAUUUAACAGUAUCAGCAUUGUGAACAGAACAUUACAAUGAAAUUGUAAUAUCUUUGAUACAGUAAAAUGGUUAUUUUUUGAUUCCUGAGA